Messenger RNA from Carassius auratus (goldfish), 907 nucleotides. Its product is annotated as catechol O-methyltransferase A-like. Gene Ontology annotation, biological process: catecholamine catabolic process; dopamine metabolic process; developmental process. Bases 51 to 845 code for a protein of 264 amino acids. Gene Ontology annotation, molecular function: magnesium ion binding; catechol O-methyltransferase activity. The transcript is spliced from 6 exons. NCBI's taxonomy places the organism in Eukaryota, Metazoa, Chordata, Actinopteri, Cypriniformes, Cyprinidae. The record is from RefSeq and is a predicted model, not a curated record.
UAAAAACUCAGCCCAGUUGGCCGAGGCUCAGCUCCUUCUCCUGUCGUGUGAUGCUGUGGAGUCUGUUGGCCGUGACGGUGGUUUCAGCUGCUGUCCUGUAUGUCCUCUAUCACUGGCUCAUCCCUACAGCUGUGCAGAGCAGCGGCUGGCUGGCACUUCUCUGGCACGAUGUCAUUCAUGAGCGGCUCCUUGACAUCAUGACGGGAACAUCGCGACCUCAGCGCAUGCUGAAAGCCGUUCAGAAGAAUGCUACAAAAGGAGACCCUCAGAGCGUCAUCUCAGCCAUCGACUAUUACUGUCGACACAAAGAAUGGGCCAUGAACGUGGGCGAUGAUAAAGGGCUCAUACUGGAUUCAGUGUUGAUGGAGGUAAACCCCAGCACGGUUCUGGAGCUCGGCACGUACUGCGGCUACUCCACCGUUCGGAUCGCUCGACUGAUGUCCCCUGGCUCCAAACUCAUUACAGUCGAAUUCAACCCAGCCUUUGCUGAAGUUGCUCGUCAAAUCAUCGCCUACGCGGGCCUUCAGGACAAGGUUACUCUAGUGGAGGGAUCCUCUGGUGAUUUAAUCCCCAAGAUGAAGGAACGAUUUGGGAUAAAAUACUUUGAUUUCGUGUUUCUGGACCACUGGAAAGAUAGUUAUGCACCAGAUACUAAACUUCUUGAGGACUGUGGUCUACUGAAAAAAGGCACUGUCCUGUUGGCCGACAAUGUCAUUUGUCCUGGAGCCCCGGAAUACUUGAAAUAUGUGAGGAACAGCCCACGCUAUGAAAGCCGAUACUACAAGUCCAACCUGGAGUACACCAAAGCAGAAGAUGGCCUGGAGAAAUCAGUCUUCUUAGGAUGAGAAAGAAUGAACGAAUAAAAAUGUAAAUCAGGAACGGCCAAGGGAAAAAGAACAUUGACAUU